Oncorhynchus masou masou (cherry salmon) is the source of this 1949-nucleotide messenger RNA. RefSeq names its product T-complex protein 1 subunit delta. The coding region runs from base 176 to 1780 and encodes 534 amino acids. Gene Ontology annotation, molecular function: ATP-dependent protein folding chaperone; ATP hydrolysis activity; ATP binding. Gene Ontology annotation, cellular component: chaperonin-containing T-complex. Gene Ontology annotation, biological process: protein folding. Lineage: Eukaryota; Metazoa; Chordata; Actinopteri; Salmoniformes; Salmonidae. The record is from RefSeq and is a predicted model, not a curated record. The transcript is spliced from 13 exons.
CAGGAGGGUCCUUUUUCUACAAGAGUCGAAACCGGUGGCUCUGGAACGUUCUAGUCAGAGCGGGAGAUAAAUCUGAAUCUCAACCCAUCUGAAGUCGAGCAGCCGUUUCUGUGUUUUGGGGUACAGCUGUCCCCAUCAUAAGUAUUUUAGUCAAAUAUUCCGACGCAAAUAAGCAAUGGCUGCACCAAAGAUGCCAAGUGGUGGGAUGAAAAACAAAGGACGAGGGGCAUAUGUAGACCGUGACAAACCAGCACAGAUUCGGUUCAGUAACAUCUCCGCAGGAAAAGCUGUCGCUGAAUGCAUCAGAACCAGCCUUGGCCCCAAGGGCAUGGACAAAAUGAUUCAGGAUGGGAAGGGUGAUGUGACCAUCACCAAUGACGGGGCCACCAUCCUGAAACAGAUGCAGGUGCUGCACCCUGCAGCCAAGAUGAUGGUGGAGCUGUCCAAAGCACAGGAUAUUGAGGCUGGUGACGGCACUACCUCGGUGGUGGUGAUUGCUGGUGCCCUGCUUGACGCAUGCGGCAAGUUGCUUCAGAAGGGUAUCCACCCCACCACUAUCUCUGAGUCGUUCCAGAAGGCGGUGGACAAGGGCGUCGAGGUGCUGACGGGCAUGAGCCAGCCGGUACUCCUGAGCGACCGCGAGACACUGCUGAACAGUGCCACCACCUCUCUGUGCUCCAAGGUGGUGUCGCAGUACUCCAGCCUGCUAGCGCCCAUGAGCGUGGACGCCGUGAUGCGCGUCAUCGACCCGGCCACUGCCACUGGCGUGGACCUGCACGAUAUCCACAUUGUCAAGAAGCUGGGUGGGACCAUUGAUGACUGUGAGCUGGUGGAUGGCCUGGUGCUGACCCAGAGGGUGGUCAACUCCAGCGUGUCCCGUGUGGAGAAGGCCAAGAUCGCCCUCAUCCAGUUCUGCUUGUCCCCGCCGAAAACUGACAUGGACAACCAGAUAGUAGUGUCAGACUAUGCCCAGAUGGACCGUGUGCUGCGCGAGGAGCGCGCCUACAUCCUCAACCUGGUCAAACAGAUCAAGAAGGCGGGCUGCAACGUCCUGCUCAUCCAGAAGUCCAUCCUCAGAGAUGCUCUGAGCGAUUUGGCCCUCCACUUCCUGAACAAGAUGAAGAUCAUGGUGGUCAAGGAGAUCGAGAGGGAGGAUAUUGAAUUCAUCUGCAAGACCAUUGGCACCAAGCCCAUCGCCCACAUUGAUCAGUUCCUUCCCGAGAUGAUGGGCACCGCCGAGCUGGCAGAGGAGGUCAGCCUGGAUGGCUCUGGCAAGCUGGUCAAAAUCACAGGCUGCACCAGCCCUGGUAAGACGGUGAGCAUCGUGGUGCGUGGAUCCAACAAGCUGGUGAUUGAGGAGGCGGAGCGCUCCAUCCACGACGCUCUGUGUGUCAUCCGCUGUCUGGUGAAGAAGAGGGCUCUGAUCGCCGGUGGCGGCGCUCCUGAGAUCGAGCUGGCCCUGCGUCUGGCUGAGUACUCCCGCACGCUGCCAGGCAUGGAGGCAUACUGCGUGAGGGCCUACGCAGACGCCCUGGAGGUGGUGCCGUCCACACUGGCCGAGAACGCCGGCCUCAACCCCAUCUCCACUGUCACAGAGCUCCGCAAUAGGCACGCCCAAGGCGAGAAGACUGCCGGGAUCAAUGUCCGUAAGGGCGGUAUCUCCAACAUUCUAGAGGAGCUGGUGGUGCAGCCUCUGCUGGUGUCUGUCAGCGCUCUGACCCUCGCCACCGAGACGGUCCGCAGCAUCCUCAAGAUUGACGACGUGGUGAACACCCGAUAAGGAGUUACGAGGAGAUUUGUCGAUGUAGCAAGAACCCAGCCUGUGUUACUGCACGUGCUUGUGCCACAAGGAGUCAUAGGACCGGCAGCUUGCUAAGACCCGUAUGUCCAGAAGUCCUCUGUAGUUGAUGCAGUCUGUAAUUUAAUAAAACAGUUGUUUUUUGACACUC